AGGGCAUAAUACAGGGAUAGGGUGGCAUCAAUUAAAAAGCAGCAGGUGCAACAGAGCAACAUGAGUUUGAAAAAAAAGUCAAACGGCAACUCUGUCGAGUUGAAAGAAGGGAUUGAGAACACUGGUUUCCAAGAAGAGUCGGACAAUGAGAGUGUUGCCUCCAGUAAGAAGAGAGGGUCGGAAGGGUCGGUGUGCAUGCACAAGAAGGAGAACGAAUACACUCAGAUCAAACCGUAUGCCGGUAUGCCCAAAGAGGUCUUGCUCUUAUAUUCAAGGCAAGCUCGCUAUAGGGUACCUCGAGAAAUCCUCUUUUGGCUGACCAUUGCGUGCACUUUAGCGCUACUGGCUCUGACCAUCACGGUUAUUGCGUUGUCACCGAAAUGCCUCAGCUGGUGGCAGUCCUCGCCGGUCUAUCAAAUCUAUCCGCGCUCCUUCAAGGACUCAGAUGGUGAUGGAGUUGGAGACCUAAAAGGUAUCAUUGAGAAACUGGAUCAUUUUGCAUAUCUCAAUAUCAAAGCUAUCUGGAUCAGUCCUUUCUACAAGUCUCCUAUGAGGGACUUUGGCUAUGAUGUGGAGGACUUCAGAGAUGUUGACCCUAUCUUUGGAACCAUGGAGGACUUUGAUAAUCUCUUGGCAGCCAUGCAUAACAAAGGACUGAAACUGAUCAUGGAUUACAUCCCCAACCACACUAGUGAUAAGCAUGUCUGGUUCCAACUCAGUCGCAACAACACCGAACGCUACAAAGACUUCUAUGUGUGGGUCAACUGCACUGAAGGCAACCCUCCUAACAACUGGGUCAGUGUUUUUGGGAACUCCUCCUGGGAGUAUGAUCCAGUGAGGGGUCAGUGUUACCUGCACCAGUUUCUCAAGGAACAGCCAGACCUGAAUUUUCGCAACCCUGAGGUCAUCAAGGAGAUGAAGGGCAUCAUCCAUUUCUGGCUGAAAAAGGGAGUGGACGGCUUCCGGAUGGAUGCCGUGAAGCAUAUGCUGGAAGCCACACACUUGAGAGAUGAACCCCAGGUUGACCCCGACCAAGAUCCUGCGACUGUGAACAAGGAGUUUGAUCUGUACCACGACUACACCUACACACAAGUGGGCCUGCAUGACAUUCUCAGAGACUGGAGAGUAGAGAUUGACACCUACAGUACAGAACCAGGUCGUGAGAGGUUCAUGGUGGCAGAGAGCUACGACUAUGCUGAAAUCGAAAAGACCAUGAUGUACUAUGGGACACGAUUUGCCAAAGAGGCUGAUUUUCCUUUUAACUUCUACCUGCUGUACCUGCCAGAAAUGCUGAAUGCUUACAGGGCAUAUCAGCUGGUUGAUUUCUGGAUGUCUAAUAUGCCAAAGGGGAGAUGGCCAAACUGGGUGGUGGGGAACCAUGAUAAGCCCCGAAUCACCUCAAGUGCUGGCCCUCAGUAUGUUCGGGCCAUAAACAUGCUGUUGCUAACGCUGCCUGGUACACCAACCACGUAUUAUGGGGAGGAGAUUGGCAUGGAGAAUGUCAAUGUGACCGUUAUACAAGACCCAUUUGGAAAGUUUGAUCCAAAUGCCAGUCGAGAUCCUUCGAGGUCACCCAUGCAGUGGAAUAGUGGGCUCAAUGCUGGCUUCAGUGAUAGUAAAAAUGGCACCUGGCUACCCAUACACCCAAACUAUGAAACAACAGUCAAUGUAGAGGUUCAAAUGGGAGAUCCUUACUCAGUGCUGGAGCAGUAUCGAACCCUGAGCAUACUCAGGGAGAAAGAGUUAGCUCUCCAUCGCGGCUGGCUAUGCUACGUCUGGAAAGACUUAAACGUCUUUGCCUAUCUACGCGAACUGGACGGACUGGACCGAGCCUUCUUAAUACUAGUGAACUUUGGCCAGGACACGGAUCUGGACCUGUCGUCUGUGAAGGAACUGCCGGACACGCUCACUGUGCGUUUGAGCACGCAUCCGAUAGAGCAGAAGAGCUUCCCGAAAAAUGCGAUACGCACGACGACAGGGCAAGGCUUGCUUCUGCAGUACUCGUCCAACCAGCGUUUCCAUAGUAAUCAUGCCUCUGAAUGUUAUGUGGCUGAGAAGGCCUGCUACCUGAGCACCCUUGGUAUCCUCUACAAGUGCUAA
Chanos chanos (milkfish) is the source of this 2100-nucleotide messenger RNA. RefSeq names its product solute carrier family 3 member 1 (gene slc3a1). NCBI's taxonomy places the organism in Eukaryota, Metazoa, Chordata, Actinopteri, Gonorynchiformes, Chanidae. The record is from RefSeq and is a predicted model, not a curated record. Bases 61 to 2100 code for a protein of 679 amino acids. The transcript is spliced from 10 exons. Gene Ontology annotation, biological process: carbohydrate metabolic process; amino acid transport.